GCGACCUAGAAUUUCAUCUUGCUUCCAUCUAGCGUGGCCCAUCGAAGCUCAGCAUUCUUCGUGAGAUCCACAGGCUCACUGACGGCCUUCCACUGGUGCUCGGAUAGUAGUGGGGAACCAUUUCCUUUUAUACUUUAUCUUGGUCUAUACGAUUCUAUGACAAACCUCCAUGGACGACCACUCUGAUGACCCCCAAUUAACUGAAUAUGCAGUUCGUACAGGCGAACCAUCCGACCUAUCUCAAGGCUUUGCCUACGACCAGCACCGACCGGCUUCCCCGAAGUUUUCGACGACUCUAUACGGACAUCAUGCCGACAUCGGUCCCUCCACUGAAGAUACACAAAUGUUAGUUCACGACGGGGGUUAUAACUCCUCGGAUUCAUCUACACAGCUUUCUGGUCAUCUAUUGAACGACGAUCUGAAUGAAGACCUCGAACACCAACGUUCCAGAGCUUCGAGUCGCUCUUCGGUCUCGUCGAUCCCUGCCUCGGUGCUCACAAAUAUGGCGGAUGGAAUGAAGACGGCCAUACAUGACAAUAUGCUCUCUCACAGUUGGCAGGACCAUGAUGACAAGGCGCAUAACAAGUUGGACGGGCAUCUGCGCUCGAUACGGCACCGGGAAGCCGCUUUCCGGAAGCCAAGCUCGGUAAAAGCAAUGCAGAUGCACACGGAGGAUGAAGGAGAUGAUGAAUUCUUGACCCCACCCAAGCGCAGAGGUGGCCAGCGCUUUUCGGACAUUUCGAUCAGGUCUGCCGGUUCAUCGCCGCUGAGAAAGUUUCAUCAUUAUUCGCCGUCAGGGUCUGCAGGUAAGCCCAAGGUUAAAAAGGAGUAUCCACUGGUACUUCUACACUGUAACCUGCUUCCACCUUCUCUUCCUGUGCCAGGCGCGAUGGGUUACCACAACCAGAAGAUACUCCAAGAGGUUUUGCCCCCGGAGUAUUGGAGGCGCUGGAAGCUGCUGGAAGAGAAGGUCGGAUCUGGUGUGCUCCGUGAGCGUGGAGUGCUUAUCUCUCACCCGGAGGACCUGUAUGACUUGCUAGAAGAGCGGCUACUGGAGAGUCUAGAGCUACAACGCCCAAGGCUAGAUCAUGGCCAUUUCCUGGGGCAUGAUGAGGACGACUCUGAUAGAGACGAUCAGUCAGUAAGAGAGAGCGCUACGGAUGAGGAAGAGGGGGAGGAGUGCCCUGAUUGUGGAGGACACGUGGUGCGCCACAAUAACGAAGGCAGAAAAUGGGAGAUCAAGGUAUUCGCAGCCAAUGGACUGAUGAGAGCCGGGGCAUGGGCAGCAGCUUGGAAGGAAAUGGAAAAGGUCGAUGUUGAAGUUGGCCUUUGGCUUCCUUCGGAGAUCAGGAGGGAAUUGGAGAGGCGACUGUUGGAGCAAGAGGUGGACCACUUCGAGAACCGAUUGCAGGUUCCGCAUUUGCAGGCGCCUGAGCAUGAAAUGUCCGCCGAAGUGCGCCGCCCUUCCCUACAUGACCGUACACCUUCCUCGGCAAUUGAUGAGUCCAGUUCUUUUGUUCCGGACCCUAUCGAAUCCGCCCCAGUUACAGAAGGAAAAGCUGCUAGAGAGCAACAAAUACCAGAGCCUCAAUAUGUUCCACGAUCAAGUGACGAUAUCGAUCUACAGACGUUGCUGGUGAACUACGUUCGAGUAUUGGCUAGUGACCGACGCAACGUCGCAAUUGCCGUGCUCAGCCUCCUGGUUCUGUUCCUCGCGGUCAAUUCUGGGCCCCAAGCAAACCAAUCGGCUCUCCGGCCAUUCCCCCAGGACAUUCUGGAAGCUGCAUCUGCUUCUACAUCAGUGACGUCGCCGAUGUAUUCUUCGUCUGCGAGCUGGGAUAGGCCUACGAGUUGCGCAAGUUCAAGCAUUGAGGUCCAGCAUAUUGGAGAAAUAAGCUCGAUUACUUCUAGCUCUCGGGAGAUUCUGCAAAGCGCGGCGACGCCCUUGAGUUCAGUAUCAAUUGCUCCCGCGGAGAUUCCCAAGGCUGUGUCCGAUUAUCCCCCACCGCCACAGGCAGAGCCCGAGGCAAGCUCUUCUGUGGAAAAUCCGCUUGUUAUUCGAGAUCUAGAGCCGGUGACCCCUUUGAGGCUAGAGCCUAUGGAGCAUCCGGCGGCGGAGGCCCCACUACUAGACCGUCCAGAACUGAUUCAGCCGGUGAGCCCGGCAAUGGAAGUAGUCAUCCAUGCGAACCAAGAGGCGGACGACUAAACGACGUAUAUGAGCUAUAAUGCCGUUAGGAUGUGAUUGAUGACCGAUAUGAGACAUUUAUUGCUUAUUUUGUUUAUUUUGCCUGACUUGUUUGUUUCUCUGCAGUUAGUGUCUGUUUCUGAUUAAUAUUUCACUAUGGACUCUGUAUUUACCCCAGAAGUAGCG
Aspergillus vadensis CBS 113365 is the source of this 2374-nucleotide messenger RNA. RefSeq lists its product as uncharacterized. Bases 170 to 2209 code for a protein of 679 amino acids. Lineage: Eukaryota; Fungi; Ascomycota; Eurotiomycetes; Eurotiales; Aspergillaceae. The transcript has a single exon. The record is from RefSeq and is a predicted model, not a curated record.